Molecule: messenger RNA, 5883 nt
Organism: Zygosaccharomyces rouxii
Lineage: Eukaryota; Fungi; Ascomycota; Saccharomycetes; Saccharomycetales; Saccharomycetaceae
Gene: SLH1
Product: RNA helicase
Exons: 1
Coding region: 1-5883 (1960 amino acids)
Molecular function (GO): ATP binding; nucleic acid binding; ATP hydrolysis activity
Source: RefSeq, a predicted model, not a curated record
AUGUCAGCGACUUAUUCAAUUCAUUCUGCUGGCUCUUACAUGCAGGCCAUGCAAUCUAUGGUCAACUCCUCUCUAUCGCUGGCCUUUGACAGAACAAAAUCAACAGUGCCGAAAAUUGACAAUGAGUUAAAGCUGAGUAAAACUCCAAAUGUUCAAGCCAAGAUGGACCAGAUACGCCGUCUCGCUAACGAUGGUAAUGAAUGGGAUGAUGUUUUUCAGGAAUUUGGUGAUAUAUCCUAUGAGAAGCUGAAAAAUGUGGUGGAAUCUUAUGGUAAAGUUAAUUCAGCAGCUACGUUCAAAAAAUUAUCCAGACUGAUAGAAGAUAGUUCUAGUCCAUUACCUAAGGAUAUUUUGCUAGAUUCGGUGCUAGAUCUAGUUUAUUCCCAUGAGAAGACGCAGUUAGGUAAAGAAUUGUUAGAUUUGUUAGGAGCAGAGAACGUGGAAUUGAUAGAUUUUUUACUACAAUCUAGAACUGAGAUAGUAUCCCAACCUAAAGAGCAUAUUAUUCGUAUGACUGAUGAUGCAAAGAACCUGCCGAGGUUCUUGUCUCAGGGGGAUAUUAAAGAUCAAUAUAAUCAGAAUGCAUUUUUAGCUAAAAACCAAAAAUUGGACCCCGCCCAAAAAGUGGUCAAGUACCCCCAUGUUUAUAGGAAAUACGAAGCUGGGGGAUCGUCUAUGAUGGCAUUGUCAGGUCAAAAAUACACAUUACCUGUCGGAACCACGAGAACGUCGUAUCAAACUUAUGAAGAGAUUAUUAUUCCGGCCGCCGACCCAGAUACAAACAAAAGGUCUUUUUUCAUCAAAUUACUCAAAGUCAAAGAUUUGGACCAUUUUUGUAGACAGGUGUUUAAUUAUGACACGCUUAACCAAGUUCAGUCGCUGGUGUAUCCUGUGGCAUACAAUACCAAUGAAAAUAUGUUGAUUUGUGCUCCCACAGGUGCCGGUAAGACAGAUGUGGCUCUAUUAACCAUUUUGAACACGGUCAAGCAAUUUGCAACUAUUGACGAAGACGGUGAAGUCAACAUCGAUUAUGAUGAUUUUAAGAUUGUCUAUGUUGCGCCAUUAAAGGCUCUUGCCGCUGAAAUCGUUGAUAAAUUUCAAAGAAAGUUAGAAGUGUUUGGCAUACAAGUUCGAGAAUUAACAGGUGAUAUGCAAUUAACCAAAGCUGAAGUGAUUGAAACACAAAUCAUUGUUACAACUCCCGAAAAAUGGGAUGUUGUAACUCGUAAGGGGAACGGUGAUGACAAUUUGGUAUCCAAGGUCAAAUUGUUGAUUAUCGAUGAGGUGCAUUUACUGCAUGAAGACAGAGGUUCUGUCAUAGAAACUUUGGUUGCAAGAACUCUGAGACAAGUGGAAAGUUCUCAAUCGAUGAUUCGUAUCCUGGGUCUAUCUGCCACUUUACCGAAUUUCAUGGAUGUAGCUGAUUUUCUGGGAGUUAAUCGUCAAGUCGGUAUGUUCUACUUUGAUCAGUCAUUUCGUCCUAAACCAUUAGAACAGCAGCUGUUGGGCUGUAGAGGUAAAUCUGGUAGUAAACAGUGUAAAGAAAACAUAGACAAGGUAUCCUAUGAUAAGCUGCUAUCUAUGGUGGAAAAAGGAUAUCAAGUAAUGAUUUUUGUUCAUUCAAGAAAAGAAACAGUAAGAAGUGCUCGCACUUUUAUUGGUAUGGCUCAAGAGAACCAUGAAAUCGACCUUUUUGCACCAGAUCCCAUCAUGAAGAGUAGAUUCACCAAAGAUCUGGGUAAGAACAGGGACAAGGACAUCAAAGAAAUUUUCCAAUUUGGAUUUGGUGUUCAUCAUGCAGGGCUGGCUCGUACAGAUCGUAAUUUAACUGAAAAGAUGUUUAAAGAUGGUGCAAUCAAAGUUCUAUGCUGUACCGCUACAUUGGCUUGGGGUGUUAAUUUGCCCGCAGAUUGUGUCAUCAUUAAGGGUACCCAAGUUUACGAUUCUAAGAAGGGUGGUUUCACAAAUUUAGGUAUCUCAGAUGUGAUCCAAAUCUUUGGUCGUGCCGGUAGACCUGGUUUUGGAUCUGCUCAUGGUACUGGUAUUCUGUGUACUUCGAGCGAUUCUCUAGAUGAGUAUGUUUCCCUGUUGACUCAACAACAUCCAAUAGAAUCCAAAUUCGGCUCCAAACUUGUGGAUAACCUGAAUGCUGAAAUUUCCUUAGGUAGCGUCACCAAUGUGGAUGAAGCUAUACAGUGGCUGGGUUAUACAUACAUGUUUGUAAGAAUGAGGAAAAACCCAUUCACAUAUGGUAUUGAAUGGGAAGAAUUGGCUUCUGAUCCACAAUUAUACGACCGAAGAAGGCAUUUAAUAGUGAAUGCAGCUAGAAGAUUGCAUUCGCUUCAAAUGAUUGUAUUCGACGAGAUUUCCAUGCAUUUCAUUUCCAAAGAUUUGGGGAGAAUUUCCUCUGAUUUCUAUUUGCUAAACGAUUCUGUUGAAAUCUUCAACCAGAUGUGCAACGCCAAGGCUACUGAAGCCGAUGUCCUAUCCAUGAUUAGUUACAGCAGCGAAUUCGAUGGUGUAAAGUUUAGAGAGGAAGAAGCUACGGAGUUAUCGAGAUUAACUGAUACCGCUGUAGAGUGUCAAGUGGGUGGUUCAGUCGACACUCCGCAAGGGAAAACCAACGUCUUACUUCAGGCAUUUAUCUCCCAAACCCGUAUUAUGGAUUCAGCUUUAGCAUCUGACUCAAGUUAUGUAGCUCAAAAUUCCGUGAGGAUUUGUCGUGCCUUAUUCUUAAUUGGUAUGAACAGAAGAUGGGGUAAGUUUUCUAAGGUAAUGCUAGAUAUUUGCAAGUCCAUUGAGAAAAGGUUAUGGUAUUUUGAUCAUCCACUGUGUCAGUUCGAAUUACCAGAAAACGUUGUCCGCCAACUGAGAACCAAGAAUCCCAGUAUGGAACAUUUAUUAGAGUUAGAUGCAGACGAGCUCGGUGAACUUGUGCAUAAUAAAAAAGUCGGGAAUAAGGUAUUCAAACUUUUGAAUAGGUUUCCCAAGAUCCUCAUCGAUGCUGAGAUUUUCCCAAUAACAACAAAUGUCAUGAGAAUUCAUGUGGAGUUAAUUCCAGAUUUUGCUUGGGAUUUCCAAGUACAUGGCAACGCCGAGUUCUUCUGGGUUCUAGUGGAAGAAUCUGAUAAAUCAGAGAUAUUGCAUUUUGAAAAGUUUAUCCUCAAUAAAAAGCAAUUAGCCAACAAGCAUGAGAUGGAUUUCAUGAUACCCCUUUCGGAUCCUUUGCCGCCACAAGUUGUGGUGAGAGUGGUCUCAGAUACUUGGAUUGGCUGUGAAUAUGUGCACACACUAUCAUUCCAACAUUUAAUCAGACCUCACAACGAAACGUUACAAACAAGAUUACAAAGAUUAAGACCUUUGCCAACUUCCGCCUUGAAUAAUCCACUGGUGGAAUCGAUUUAUCCGUUCAAAUAUUUCAACCCCAUGCAAACCAUGCUUUUCUAUACAUUGUACAACACCAACGAAAACGUAUUCGUGGGUUCUCCGACAGGUUCAGGUAAAACUGUGAUAGCAGAGCUUGCAAUGUGGCAUGCAUUUAGGGAUUUUCCAGGCAAGAAAAUUGUAUACAUUGCCCCCAUGAAAGCUUUGGUCCGCGAAAGAGUUGACGAUUGGAGGAAAAAGAUCACCCCUGUCACUGGAGACAGGGUUGUUGAGUUGACUGGUGAUUCUUUGCCAGAUCCUCGUGAUGUUCGUGAUUCCACUAUCGUUAUUACCACACCUGAAAAGUUUGAUGGUAUUUCACGUAACUGGCAGACCCGUCGAUUCGUUCAAGACGUAUCCCUUGUUAUCAUGGAUGAAAUCCAUCUAUUGGCAAGUGAUCGUGGUCCUAUUUUAGAGAUGAUUGUCAGUCGUAUGAACUACAUUUCAGAACAGAUGCACCAACCGGUCAGGUUGCUCGGUAUGUCAACUGCUGUUUCGAAUGCCUAUGAUAUGGCUGGAUGGUUAGGAGUCAAAAAUAAUGGCCUUUAUAAUUUCCCAUCCAGUGUCCGUCCUGUUCCUUUGAAGAUGUACAUUGAUGGAUUCCCUAACAAUCUGGCAUUCUGUCCCUUGAUGAAGACGAUGAACAAACCGGCUUUCAUGGCGAUUAAACAACAUUCCCCUAACAAGCCAGCAUUGAUUUUCGUUGCCUCUCGUAGACAAACAAGGUUGACAGCCCUAGAUUUAAUUCACCUAUGUGGUUUGGAAGAUAAUCCUAGAAGAUUUUUGAACGUACACGACGAAGAGGAGCUGCGUGGUUACCUCUCUCAGGUAACUGACGAUACUUUGAGAUUAUCACUACAAUUUGGUAUCGGAUUGCAUCAUGCAGGUUUAGUGGAGAAGGAUCGUUCUAUCUCACAUCAGUUGUUCCAGGAGAACAAGAUUCAAAUUUUGAUCGCCACUUCCACCUUGGCAUGGGGUGUUAAUUUACCAGCACAUUUAGUAAUUAUCAAGGGUACGCAGUUUUUCGAUUCUAAAAUUGAAGGCUAUAGAGAUAUGGAUUUGACUGAUAUUCUGCAAAUGAUGGGUAGAGCUGGUAGACCUGCUUAUGAUACUUCAGGUACAUCCAUUGUUUACACGAGGGAAAACAGGAAAUUGUUUUACAAGCAUUUCUUGAAUGUAGGGUUCCCUGUUGAAUCUUCUUUGCACAAGGUUUUGGAUGACCACUUGGGUGCUGAAAUUUCUUCAGGAUCUGUUUCCAACAAGCAAGAGGCAUUAGACUUCUUGAAUUGGACAUUCUUUUUCCGUAGAGCACAUCAUAAUCCAACCUAUUAUGGAAUCACCGAGGAUACUACUGAGGCAGGUGUUAAUGAAUAUUUGAGUGAAUUGAUCGAUAGAACUUUAGAUAAUUUGGCGGAAUCUCAAUGUGUGGAAAUCUUUGGAGGUGACAUUGAACCUACACCAUUCUUGAGCAUUUCCUCAUACUAUUAUAUUUCACACAAGACAAUUCGUCAAUUGUUGAAUCAAAUCCAUCUGAAUGCUACAUUUAAGGAUGUUCUAAAGUGGUUAUCGAUGGCUGAAGAAUUCAACGAGUUACCUGUGAGAGGUGGUGAAAUGAUCAUGAAUGUAGAGAUGUCUGCUCAAUCAAGGUAUCCUGCAGAGAAGACAUUUACUGGUGAUCAAGAAAUGACUAUGUUGGAUCCUCACGUGAAAGCCUUUUUAUUAUUACAGGCGUAUAUGAGCCGCGCAGAUUUACCCAUUGCAGAUUAUGUGCAAGAUACGGUUUCUGUAUUGGAUCAAUCUUUGCGUAUUUUGCAAGCUUACAUCGAUGUUGCUGCUGAAUUAGGUUAUUAUCCAGUGGUUAUGACGAUCAUCAAAGUGAUGCAAUGCGUCAAGCAAGGCUAUUGGUAUGAAGAUGACUCUGUAGGCAUCUUACCAGGCUGCAACUUGAAGAGGCGCACCGAUAUAGAGUUUAGUGAACAAGGUUUUGCUAUAGAAGAUUCUGACGCUAAACCAAGGUUAACACUUGAAGAUUUGGGUAAGAUGGGUCAUAAGAAGUUGACAUCAGUGAUGGAGAAAUUCCAAGUGGAUCAAGAACAAAGACGCGAAUUCUUAAAUGUCUGUCAGAGGUUGCCCGUCCUAGAUUCUAUUAAUUUUGAAGAUGAGUCCAGGGACUCUUUAAUCAUGACUGCAAAGCAUUUUAGUAACAAGAAUAACAAAAAUUUUGAAGUCUACUGUGAUGCCUUCCCUAAGAUGCAAAAGGAGUUAUGGUUUGUUAUUGCCUAUAAAGGCCAAGAGUUAUUGAUGUUGAAAAGAUGUCAGCCCAAGAUUCAAAACAAGGAAACUAUCAUAGUUUGCGAUCUAGUGGUGCCUGAAGACUUAAAGGGGCAAAAGUUGAACUUCAUGAUAAUUAAUGAUGCCCUAGAUCUAAGUUACCAGUGUGAGCAUCAACUACUAUCUUGA